AUGGUUAUUGGCAUGUGCUUUGACACGACAGCUUCCAAUGCUGGAAAACUCAAUGGAGCUUGCACUCUUCUAGAAAAAGCCAUGGGACGUAAUUUAGUAUGGAUGGCUUGCCGUCAUCAUAAGUAUGAAGUGCUGCUUGCCGAUGUAUAUAGUGUUUGUCUUGGAACAUCCACUGGACCAGAAAUUUUAUUCUUCAAAAGGUUUCGUGAAAAAUGGACAGAAAUGAAUCACACACCAGAAGCCAGAUCAACCCCUUUGAUAAUUGUUUCAGAUGCAAUUAAAGCAUUCAUCAAAUGUCAACUUGAGGUCAGACAUUCUCGAGAUGACUAUUUAGAGUUUCUACUUCUUGCUGCACAAAUAGCUGAACUGCAGGUUGAUGUAGCCAUUCGCAAACCUGAUGCACUGCACAGGGCACGAUGGAUGGCAAAAGCCAUCUACGCAUUAAAAAUUGAACUAUUAUUCACCGUAAAUAAAACCAUUUUUAACUUAAACAGCUCGAGAAUUACAAGGCUCACUGCUUAUGCACCUGUGAAUGAUAUUUUGUUGAUACAGCGUUUGCAUGACUAUGACGAUGCAAUUCUUGGUUCGACUGGAUUAAAAAUGAUGCUGCGUCAUUUUUGGUACAUGAGUCCAGAAUUGGCAACUCUUGUUCUUUUUUCAUCUCUUCUGUAUGACAAAGAAAAGACUGAUCUUGUCCGCACAAUACAAGCAGAUCGAGGCCCACAUCUGAUGAAAACACUACCACAAAGUUUUGACAAUUUGCGUGCGUCUAAAACAUUUUUUGAAACAUCUAAUAUUGAUGCCAGUUUUCUUGAUGUACUUGUUGAAAACUGGUCAAAAAUUUGA
Helobdella robusta is the source of this 846-nucleotide messenger RNA. RefSeq lists its product as hypothetical. The transcript is spliced from 2 exons. The record is from RefSeq and is a predicted model, not a curated record. Lineage: Eukaryota; Metazoa; Annelida; Clitellata; Rhynchobdellida; Glossiphoniidae. The coding region runs from base 1 to 846 and encodes 281 amino acids.